UCACCGACGCAAUGGAUACCAGAAUUAUAAAACGUUUAACAGUCGGGGUUUUUGAUGGAUAUGAUUUUGACUGUAAACUUGUGAAUGGUGCGUACACCGGCUAUACCAUUGAAAUUAUGAAAUUAGUGCAAGAAUUCAACAUAAGCAUUCAUUACCGCAAAAUUAAUUAUCUACAGAAUGUCACAGAACCGCUAUUAACAAAUGAGAUAGAUAUAUUUGGCUGUCAUCCUGACUACAAGUUUACUUCACGUUUGGGAAUAGCUCCACUUACUCGCACUCUACAAAGCAACUAUGUUUUAAUAUACGACCCGAACAAGCUUAAUUUCACCAAAGACAUAUUCAUCUUAACUUUCGCCGGGACAUUAUGGAUUUGCUUUCUGAUAGCUCUUAUAAUCCUCGCAUUUUGCUUGCAUCUGUCGAUGAAACAGUACUCUCGCUUAGAUUUGAAAUACGAACCAUGGUCGUGGGUGGACAUCACCCUGUGGGGUAACGCGGCAGCAUGCCAACAAGGUUUGAGUCAUACUCCUCGCGGUUUCGCAAGUCGUGCAAUAUUCUUUCUGGGAUAUUUAAUAUCCUAUUUACUAUAUACCGGUUUCGCGGCCGGAAUCACCUCCUUGCUACUGCAGCAAGGUAUGGGCAAGCGCAUAACUGCAAACGACAUUCAAAAGAUGGACAUACGAAUUGUGACCCUAAAAGGCUUGGACUAUUACAGGGCUGAAUCCAAAAGUGACAUCUUAGAAGUCGGUAGUGUUGGUGAUAUAUUUUCACAUAUUAAUCGCCAGAACAUAGUUGGAAUCAUUCCCCAGCUCCUAGUGGAGCAGUACUACGCCCAGCGUCUAAAUAAUAACUUGUCCCAAACGUACGCAUCAACUAAAUUAUCCGAGGUUCGAUUCGCAAGGAGUUUUUUAAUGCGAAAAGGUGCAGUGUACAGAACCAUAAACCGAAUAUUGCUAAAGUUGAAGCAGACUGGCUUAUUGGCAAAGAUCUUGAAGGAAAAUCUACUAACUUCGCCAAUUGCAACAAACCUAUCGCGAUAUUCUAGUGCGGGGAUUGAACACGUUGGAUCUGCGAUAAUGAUUUUGGUUGUUGGUAGUAUGAUUUCAAUGAUUUUUCUUGUGUUUGAACUGAUAUUUGCCCUUUAUAGUGGUAGAUUAUAGUAGACCAUCCUAAAAAAUGUUUAAUAACUCAUUUAGAUUAAUUAGCACUUCAAUUCUUUUCUGUCUUCUUUUAACAAUCUUUAACUGUCGUCCGUGCAUGGUUAAGUUCUGGAGCGUUUCUUUAGUCUUAAUGUCACUGUAUAAGUACCUACUUUAUGUAAGAGAUUUCGGCAUGUUAUUUUUCACAAAUGGGAAAGAAGUGGGGUCGCUUUGAAUUCUAUUUGAGCUGGCCAUUCUUUGGCUUAUCAAAUGUUACAGUAUAAAAUUAACGUCGGAUUUAUUAAAAUCCACAAGUUACUUCCUCGGGUUGUUAAUUUUUGUAUAAUGUAGAUAUUGUAGAUAUGAUGUAAAAUGUGUGUUUAGUGUUUUUCACAGUUAUCUCUCUUACCUCAGAUUUCUCUCUAUACUUACCCUCUGCGAACAGUGAUUCGGAAUUUUCUUUGUUUCUGUUCUUUUUCAAGGGGUGGCAUUUCCAUGCAUUUGAAUGUGUUUUUUACACUUUUGAUAAAUUAUUCAAUAAACUUUCUUUUCAAAUUCAACAAUUAGUGUGUUAUUGGUAUUCCGCGCACCUUUCCGGUAAUAAACUUAAAUGGAUAUGUGAGUGAAACCUGGUCUUUAACAGUGUAGGGAAUCCAGGGGAUUUUCAUAACGAAGCAUGGGGAGAAAAUUAACGGGGCUUAACGGGAUGGUGUCGACAUGGCAUCGCGCGUUCUUGGGUUUAUAUAUUUUGUUUUUUCUGAGCUUCUCUUUUGCAUUUUGUUUGUAGUUAAUUUAUUUCGUGUUUGUGGUUGGUUCAUUAUGCCAGGUUUUUGGCCCAUAAAAGGUUUUACUGGUAUCGCCUUGUUGUGUGUUUAUAAUAUAUUUUAUUUGUUCUUGUCUUGUCUUCUCUUACGCAAAAUUCUGCAUGUUAUUCAAUUCCCUUCCCGAUUAUAUCUCACGUCCUCACAUAAAACUAGAUUACACAUAACGUAGGAAUUCAUUCGUGUCAUCCAUAUCGAACCGACACUACCGAGAUUCAAAAGGGCCAAAAAACGUCCGUCGAACAUUACAGCACCAUUGGAAAUAAACGUUGGCAGAGAAGAAAAGUUUACAAUUUUAAGGUAAGCUCUGGCGAGACUCAGUUAUUCUUAAUCCAGUAGUGGCCUAACUGAACAUGAAAAGUGGCGAGCCGCGUAUAGGGACACAUUAUCAGCACUUCCUCUGCAGUUUAGCUAAUUUUAGUGUAUUAUUGAUGGUAUGGGUAGGUCUCUUCGAAUUCAUGAAAGAUGGCUG
Molecule: messenger RNA, 2429 nt
Organism: Photinus pyralis (common eastern firefly)
Lineage: Eukaryota; Metazoa; Arthropoda; Insecta; Coleoptera; Lampyridae
Exons: 6
Coding region: 12-1157 (381 amino acids)
Source: RefSeq, a predicted model, not a curated record